Molecule: messenger RNA, 1879 nt
Organism: Xylaria bambusicola
Lineage: Eukaryota; Fungi; Ascomycota; Sordariomycetes; Xylariales; Xylariaceae
Product: long-chain fatty alcohol dehydrogenase
Exons: 7
Coding region: 1-1737 (578 amino acids)
Molecular function (GO): long-chain-alcohol oxidase activity; flavin adenine dinucleotide binding
Source: RefSeq, a predicted model, not a curated record
AUGGCUUCGCGACCGUCGGAUGAUCCCAAGCUCGUCGCCACGGUUGAGCGCACCGUCGAACACUUCCCACCCUCUGCAAAGAGCCAGUUGCGUUUCAUACUGAAUCUCAUGCUGACACGUCUCGGUAGCAUCAUCAGUACUGGAUACUGGACUACGUUGGUCGAACAGCCACUCUCGGUACGCGCGGCGAUCCUUCAAUCGUGGAAACGGUCAUGGUUUUCCCUUUGGCCCGCUCUUGUUCGAAUCUUCAUAGCUAUAACCAAGACCUGCUGGAGCCAGACGAACAAGCUGUACCUCCAGCUUAACGGCCAUGAGCCUUAUAAUAUCGAGGUUGCACCGGGAGUCGAGGCCGCCUUAAAAUUCAUCGAGUUCCAAGAACCAAUUGAGGCCGCAGUCCUUGCCGAAGCCGGGCUACGCGUCGUAGUCGUUGACCGUGGCUACCAUUUCGCACCUGAAGAUUUCCCGCUGGCGCUCAACCGUGCUGACGAUGUCAUGCGAAGCUUGACACCCAACUACGUCCGUGACGAGUGGGCACGUGGCGGUCUCACGUUUCUCAAGGAAGAGCAAUCCCAGAACCACCUUGACCGUGUUUGUGAGGCCAUGGGGGUCAGUGAUGCCACCAUUCAAGCUAACCAUGGUAAUCAAAUUCUGCUUGAGGGUUCGCGCGAUAGCUGCGGUCUAGGCUGUCACACGGGCACGAAACAAAGCUCAGCAUCAUUUUGGCUGCCAGCGGCUGCGCGUGCGGGCGCCAGGUUUAUUGAAGGGCUGGAUAUACACCAGGUUCUAUUCUAUGGCAAUGCCGCAUCCAGGGCCAUGGGUGUGAUGGGCCAAUGGACUUCACGCGAUGAUGAUGGGGUAGCCAACUCGUCUAAACCCAAGACUCAACGGAUGGUGCAAAUACACACCAAGACAGUCAUUUUGGCCAGCGGUGCGCUGAACACGCCGCUUCUAAUGAAGAUGACUGGCCUCGAGAACCCCAACAUCGGCAGGAACCUUCAUUUGCAUCCCGUGGCGAAUAUCAUGGCAACAUGGGAUCAGGAGAUCAAACCGUGGGAAGGCGACAUGUUGUCAAGUGUGGUCACGGAGUUCGAAGACUUGGACAGAGCUGGUCACGGCGCCAAGGUCUCGUCUCUUGCGAUGCAGCCGUAUAUAGCAAUACUUUUCAACCCGUGGCGGAAUAGCAUAGACUUCAAAGUCUCCGCUUUGCAAUAUCGCCACAUGACAUGUCAUAUCUCGUUAUGCCGCGACCGGGAUCCCGGAAGCGUCUCCGCCGAACCGAUUGACGGGAGCCCCAUCAUCAACUACACUCCUUCAAAGUUCGACCGCGCGCACAUCGCCACCGGACUCGUGGCCGCAGCCAAGCUGUGCUACCUCUCAGGGGCUCGGAGCCUAGCACCUGCAGUCCCAGACGUACCUCACUUUGAAUGUGACCAGCUUCCCAAUGUGUCUCGGUCCUUAGAUGACGGAGAGUUCGCUGAUUGGAUCCGCAAACUCGAGAAGACCAGCCUAGAUCCCGCGAGAACAACGUUCAACUCAGCACAUCAAAUGGGUACAACAAGGAUGGGCACAAGCGCUGAGACUAGUGUGGUAUAUGCAAAUGGCAGGGUCUGGGGAUGCGAAAACUUGUAUGUCGCGGACACGAGUGUGUUCCCGUCGGCUAGCGGUGUGAACCCUAUGGUGACAGUUAUGGCUAUAGCUGAUCGCAUUGCGUGCGGAAUCGCCGCGAAGCUAAAUUGAUAUCUACCCUAUUACUGCGCUGGCUAAAGAGCGUUCAGUGAGGUUGAAAACCGUGGGUAUGUACGGAGCCAAAAAGAGUUAAUCGCCGAUGCCCCUUUUGCGAGCUAUUUCUUGUUGAUGUGUUAUGUAUACUGCUCAUGAU